Lineus longissimus is the source of this 3111-nucleotide messenger RNA. RefSeq lists its product as uncharacterized. Bases 62 to 2371 code for a protein of 769 amino acids. The transcript has 6 exons. Gene Ontology annotation, cellular component: cytosol; membrane. Lineage: Eukaryota; Metazoa; Nemertea; Pilidiophora; Heteronemertea; Lineidae. The record is from RefSeq and is a predicted model, not a curated record.
GCAAGCUGUCAGUAUUAUUCUGUCUAUUAUUUCCUCCGUUUUUGGCCUAACUGAUCCAUCGAUGCUUGAUGCACUCAGCGCAUUAGAAAGAGUGAUAAACUAUUACAAAAUAAAUUACAAAGUUGCCAAUUUAGAUGGUAUAUUUGGACUAAAAAUUGUUGAAGGGCAGUUGUCUUCGAUUUUAGAUAAUUAUUCUGAUGGUCACUUUCCCCAUCUGAGUUCAGAGUUAGUCAGCAGGAUCAAGAAGAUAAAGCAUGACGCAGAGGAUGCAAGCAUCGGUGCCAUUCCAUUCCUUAAAAAGUUGGAACCGGAAUACUACAAACAGAUGUAUUUUGUGAUUGAGUCUCCGUGGUAUUCAUGGAAAUCAGCAAGGAAGCUCAACCGUGCUCUUAAGUGGGAAAAGGAUAAGCUUGACAGCAUCGUCCGUGACAUUGAUGAACGAACUAGUGAUCGUUGCAUGACGGAGUUGUACUCUGGAAGACAGAAGUCAUGUCCACUCACAAGCAGCUGUCUGGCCAUCAUGAUAGGAGUGCGAGGACUCACUGGCUAUGCCAUCACUCAUCAGCUCUUAUAUACGCAGAUGGCGGAACAGGUUGGUUGUGCUCCACGUCUCAAUCUUUGGUUGGAAGAACAUAAUCGGCCGGGUGGCAUACAGCAAAUACAGCUGGAGUUGUGCUCAAAUGUUGAGAAUACGAUGAGGGAGAAACUCAUGAAGACCAAUGGUAUUGUUAUGCCAUAUUACCAGGAUCUCUUCAUGGAAGAAGUGUUUGUAUGCGGUACGCUUGGCUUCCGGGAAUUCUUCCAGGUGUCUCUCUUGGAGCAGGUGAUAAGUUGGCAGAAGAUGCCAGGAUGUUAUGGUACGAUGCCGAGGCCAAUCUUGCCGAAUAUCAGUCAUGAUGAGCAGUACCAAUACGAGGAUGAGGAUGAUAUGAACAUGCAGCAGAAGAUCGCCGAUGUUUAUCAUCCGCCAAAGAAGCAGGAGAAUGUCAACCUUAAAAAACGUGACAGCCCAUAUGAACUUUUCAAACUUGCCCAUGCCCCAGUUGUCAAGGGUGAGGGCACACCGAAACCUGUAGCGGUCAUUCUAAACCAAAACAAUAUGAAAGUUGUCGAUGAUCAGUUAGUUCACGAUACAGGGUCACCGAUGAGAAAUAUGCAAAAGAACUCUAAUCUCCAUCCAGACGCGCAGCGUGCCCAGUUACAGAAACCACCACCACCUAAGUUGGCGAGUGAAAACAAAGACAAUGCUCCUGUAGGCCAAGUUGACAGACCUUUACCUUUACUUGGAAAAACUACUCAAAAUAAUAACAAUGUGAAGGCGGCCAAACAUUUCCCUGGGGAGAAGGUUGGGCUGAAUAGGAAUCUAAUCGAGUCUGAAGGGAAUGUUGAAUUGAGUCGUCACACGCGGUCUGAUUUGAAACAGGGCAAUCAUGGAGAAGAGGAGGGCAUCUACCAGGAGGGGGAGCAGGAGGGAGAGCAGGAGGAUGACGAUGACGAGGAGGAAGAUGACGAUGAUAUGGACCUAAGGGGUCAUAUUGACAUCGCCCGCAAGCUACUCUAUGAAAAGGCAUUAGCAGAGGGUUGUUUGAGUCACAAAACGGCUGUCGCUGCUGGAACACUGGCGGCUCAUCUCUAUCAUCUGGUCGAGGUGACUAACCUAUUUCAGGUGAUGGCACCAGGGGGCACUACUGCAAACAACCAGAGGAACAUGGCCAGUAGCAGCAAAACGCUCCAUCAGCUUCCGAAACAGCAUCAACAGGAUUUCAUAAAAGAUGGAGUACAUGUCAAAACCAAACAGGCUCCAGCACUGAGAAAAAAUGAACUUCGAAAAGGGAUAUCUGGUAGUGUUGAAAGAGGAAAAGUUAAAGCUGGUUCACACAAUCAAAAGGGGAAUAAAGCAAGACGUGGUGAUCAGGAUCAUGGCCAGGAUUAUGCUGAGGAAAAUGACGAUUAUCAGGGCUAUGCUAAUCAAGAUGAGGAAAGUCAGGAUCUCUACAAUGAUGAUCAGAACCAAGAAGCCAAGUUCUUAAUUGGCCAAAAAGCUCCUGUGAAAAAGCCGUUUUUAGACGCUGAGAUUGAGCAGAAUGAUGAGGAGCAGUAUGAUCGCUACUAUUAUGAUGCUGAUGAAGAUGGCAAGAAAAAGACAGCGGAUAAAAAUAAAGACAUUUUAAUUGUUGAGAAUGCCAAGCAAGAGCAAAAUUACAUAUCUCACAAAUCUCAUAAAGCCGUGGAACCUGUUAUAAACCCGAACAAUGUUCCCACGGCGCAUUUAUUUGUUUUUAGUUUAGUGACCUUGACAUUGUUGUAUUUCAUGUACAGAUUUAUUCGUAAACGUCGAUUAUUGAUCAGGUAUCCGUUUAGCGGGCGAUGAUAGGAUGUCAGCUAUUGUAGAAUUUCUGUCUAGAACUAGAUAACAAGCUUGUACUUGAUUAGGUUUCAGCCUUUUAGGGCUUUGCUCGGAUGUAUUGGAUGUGGCCAGUUGACAGGUACUUGGUGAGGGAUGGUAGUUUAACCCUUUCACUGUUGGUAACGUGCAUAGCAUGUCAUGUAACAUAUCCAUCAUGUGUGCAGAUGACAUGCAUAGUACAUCCUUGCCCUAUUAUCAUUAUAAUUCAUCAUCAGCCUCUCUUAAUAUACCAAACGCACUUGGGAAACAUUAGUUUGAUCUAAAUACUAUAGAUGGGGACACUUUUGAACAUUUUUUGCCUGCUCAGCAUUGAAAGGGCCCUGUUCACUGCCACACUCCUGCCUAAAAAUGGCUUCCCCAGCAAAAGGGUUAACUUUUAAAGAUUAAGAAUCGGUAUGGAGUGUCUUAGUUGUGGUAAGAUAAAUGUGCGGGACAUUUGCUUGGAGUACAUUAAACCUGGAGCAAAUAUUUUGAAUUGAAAAGCAUUAAAAUCUUCAUUUUCAAUUUCUAAAGUUCAGGUUUAUUGUUUUGCCUUGAUCAACGCGGCUAAAGUCAAACUGUUGGGUCUCAGUCAGAUCAGUUUAUAAGAACACACUGCCUCGGGAAAGAAUUUUUAAAAUGCAUUUGUUACUUAAAGGGGUACGCCGUUUGUAUUUAAUUGUAGAUCAGGAAAAAAGAAAUGCAGUUAUACACAAGGGCAAAGA